GCGCCGGCUACGGCGCCGCCCUGCUCGCCGGCCCCUCUACCUCGGGGCAGACGGACUGACUGCCAGCACCGCCGGAUCCGGGAUGGGCGCGCUGACGGCAGUAUUCUGAAGUCUCAGGAAGCUGGUGCGGUUAAAUGUUCAUGGCCCAUGAGAAAGGCAUAUAGGAAACCAUGGCACUCCCCUUUCAAAAAGACCUGGAGAAAUACAAGAACAUUGAUGAAGAUGAGCUUCUUGGCAAACUCUCAGAAGACGAACUGAAACAGUUGGAAAAUGUUCUUGAUGACCUAGAUCCCGAGAGCGCACUGCUGCCAGCUGGAUUUCGACAGAAAGACCAGACACAGAAAGCAGCCACCGGCCCGUUUGACCGCGAGCACCUCCUCAUGUACCUGGAGAAGGAGGCUUUAGAACAGAAAGACAGGGAAGACUUUGUGCCCUUCACUGGAGAAAAGAAAGGGAGAGUCUUUAUCCCCAAAGAAAAGCCCAUAGAAACUCGUAAAGAAGAAAAAGUGACCCUUGACCCAGAACUGGAAGAAGCUUUGGCCAGCGCCUCCGACACUGAACUCUACGAUCUUGCAGCUGUUCUUGGAGUACAUAAUUUGCUCAACAAUCCCAAGUUUGAUGAAGAAACGGUCAGCACGAAAGGCGGCAAAGGGCCUGUGAGAAAUGUGGUCAAAGGUGAAAAGGUCAAGCCAGUAUUUGAGGAACCACCCAAUCCCACAAAUGUGGAAGUAAGUCUGCAGCAGAUGAAAGCUAAUGACCCCAGCCUGCAAGAGGUCAACCUCAACAACAUUAAGAACAUUCCAAUUCCAACCCUGAAGGAAUUUGCAAAGGCUCUGGAGACCAAUACUCACAUGAAAAAGUUCAGCCUGGCAGCAACCCGCAGCAAUGACCCUGUGGCGAUUGCUUUUGCAGAUAUGCUAAAAGUAAACAAGACCUUGAAAAGUCUAAACAUAGAAUCCAAUUUUAUCACUGGUACUGGGAUCCUGGCCCUUGUAGAGGCCCUCAAAGAAAAUGACACCUUGACAGAGAUCAAGAUCGACAACCAGAGACAGCAGUUGGGAACAGCCGUAGAAAUGGAAAUUGCCCAGAUGCUCGAGGAGAAUUCAAGGAUCCUCAAGUUUGGAUAUCAGUUUACCAAGCAAGGACCACGAACAAGAGUGGCAGCUGCCAUCACAAAGAAUAACGACCUGGUUCGUAAAAAGCGAGUUGAAGGAGACCGAAGAUAAACUUCCACAAGAAGAGGAAGUUUCACCAUGGUGGCAAUUUCAAAACGAAAGCUCUUCUCCUUCUCCAUUGGGACCAUUUUAUCAAAGGUUGUUCAUUUCCGUUAACCACACAACUAAUAAUUUAAUUGUUAUUCUUUUUUAGCACUACGUAUUUGUCUUGAAUUUUUAAACAUAUACGAUUGUCCUGUUUGCUCAUGGGCACCUCUGGCAACUUGCACCAAUGGACCUAUGCAGAUCUUAGUGGGUGACAACAAUUGAAAACGGUUUAGUGACUUUCAUA
Messenger RNA from Kogia breviceps (pygmy sperm whale), 1506 nucleotides. It is a transcript of the gene TMOD2, whose product is annotated as tropomodulin 2. Gene Ontology annotation, cellular component: myofibril; striated muscle thin filament; cytoskeleton. Lineage: Eukaryota; Metazoa; Chordata; Mammalia; Artiodactyla; Physeteridae. Gene Ontology annotation, molecular function: tropomyosin binding. The record is from RefSeq and is a predicted model, not a curated record. Gene Ontology annotation, biological process: pointed-end actin filament capping; muscle contraction; myofibril assembly.